This is a messenger RNA of Bemisia tabaci, 1522 nucleotides long. The record is from RefSeq and is a predicted model, not a curated record. Lineage: Eukaryota; Metazoa; Arthropoda; Insecta; Hemiptera; Aleyrodidae.
UUCUAGAAACACACCUAAAAAUUUGAAAUGUGACGACAUAAACAGCAAAAUUUGCAGUUUUAGUCAAAAAUUUCACGUCCGACCCCUCUAAUUGACUCGAUCCACUGUGCGGCUCCCGAAGACCAAGUGCCUCCCACCACUGCUGCUACGUGUAUGAUGGGGAUAUGCCUUUAGCUUUCAGACGAGAUGAAAUAUGGAACCAUCACACUCUUCUUGUUCACCUUGCCCCCACUGGUGGUAACUAACACCAACACCCCUAUAAAGGACCCCUAUGGUAUAGACGACAGGCUAGAAAUCGUCCAUCUCUACCCAGACCAAUGGCCGACCGGGGUCGCAGUAUCUGAGUCGGGCCGAAUUUUCUCCUGCUUCCCUGCCGCGAACGACGAGCUCAACUCCAACAACGGAACCAACAACGUGUUCCAAGUCGCCGAGCUGACCGGCUUCGACACGGAAACCGCCUACCCCAACGAAACCUACAACAACCCACCCGGAGGUUGCGUCAACUUCUCAGGACCCUUCCCACGGACGAAAGGCCUCUCCGACUAUCUGCUCAGCGUGCCGACCGUGGCUUUCGACCAGAACGACGUGUUGUACCUCCUGGACAACGGCCGAUGCAUCUACAACGGCGUCCGUCUCGAAGCGUCCCCCGGCGGCCCGAAACUCGUAGCCGUCGAUCUGAACACCGACUCCGUCAUCCGGACCUACACGUUCCCCACGGAUGUCGUGACGCCUGAAUCGUUCCUGGGUGACGUAGAGUUCGACCGCCAGGGCUACGCUUAUAUCACCGAUUUCAGCGCUACAGGGGACAACGCGAUAAUAGUUCUGAAUCUAGACGACGGCGACUCUUGGCGUGUGCUCAUGCGUGACGCCUCAGUCGUGGCACUACCUAAUUUCGUGCCGUUCGUCUGGGGCCAAUCACUGUACCAGGUCCAGUCGAGUGGGUCUGGGAAAAUCGUCGGGUUCGAGUCUAUCUCGAUCGGUGUCGAGGGACUGACCAUAUCGAACGACUUCAGCACGUUGUACUACACGGGGACUGCGCUGCGGUUCUUGUACACCGUCCCAACGGAUCUCCUGCGCAAUCGCAGCACGCCGGCAAUCGAGAUAGUCGCGGCAGUUCGUGUUGUCACUAUGCAAGGCGUCACGCCGGUCAUUGGGAUUGACGACUCCGGCUACAUCUAUUCGGGUAACGCCGAGCAAUCCGCUAUAACAGUGUACGAUACUACAACGGGAUACAAAAUUCCAUUCGUACGCGACAAGCGGAUUGGCUUUAUCGGCAGACUGGAUAUCGUUGAUAAUACUAAAUAUUUGUACUUUACGAGCAACCAGUUUCAAAGGCUUCCGAUCCUCUAUCAGCCGCCGGAUCCGUUAGGGGAGGAUCGACGACGGAGGCCCUUCGUGUUGUUCAGGAUUCCGUUGCUCAACAGCACGACAACAGGACAUUGAGCUCUUUAAUUUCUAAUCCCUUAAGUAACUAGAUGCGCGGAUAGGAUCUGAGGACCUGACGAAUUAUAAAUGGGUUGGA